GGCACCAAAAAUCUAUUCUUCCCCUUGAAUGCAGCGCAACCAAACUUGUGUAGCGCUCAUUUUAAAAUGAAAUCAACACUUUUCGCAAGUAUAAUCUAAAUUCCCGCCAAAAGCAAAACAUCCAGUAAAACAGCGGUUUGGUGGACGUCUUUUACGAUGGUUCGCUGCCGUUUUGUCAACAUUUGCCCCAAAGGUUUGAAUGAAACAAACAUUUGCCAUGAAGCUAUCCCUCACCCGUGACGUUUGACGACAUGCGUGACGGAUGUGCUUUUGUCAUCAGUUUUUGUUCGCCAAAACUACAGGAGGAAAACCUGUGCUUCUAAAUUCUGGUGUUCAUGUCUGCUUAGAAGUAAAUAACCACUUUGUCCCCCGUCUCACACAAUUUAUUUAUUCAUUUGUUUAUUCAGUUAGUUGUUUCUUUUUGCCAUAAUAUAGACAUUUAUUAGCUAUCAGCAGUAGCUAUGAGUGGCUCGGAGACUCAAGAAUCAGAUCGCUCUGAAGAAGAUAUCAGGGCGUACGCACGGGACAUAGGCAUUGAUCCCGAGACUGAGCCAGAGCUUAUGUGUCUUGCCAGGGAAGCUAUAUUUGCCCGUCUUCCCCCAGGAUGGGCUGAGAGCAAAGACGAGAGUGGGAACCCGAUCUUUCACAACCACUAUUUACAGACGACGACUAACGAGCACCCCUGCAAAGUGCAGUACCGCAAAAUGGUGAUCCAGGAACGUGAGCGUAUCCAGCGCUCCGUUGUUGUUGGAAGCUCACUAAGUCAACUGGACAAGAAGGAGAAUGAGGACGCUAAUAAUACACACACAGGACUUUUUUGCAGUGGGUUCUUGAGUGUAAUAGGCAGCAAGUGCGAGGAAACAUCAUCUCAGACACUGCCCAGCUUUGAUGACGAAGAUGAUGGGAGCUCAGAAAAUCAGGACUCUGGAGGCACUGUUAGUGGCGAUCAAGCAGAGAUGUCAAAGUCGGAAAUGCUUGAUAAGACCCCUUCUGGCGACCAGAGUAGUGAUUCACCACUGCAACAGUUGACGUCCGACAUCUCUAUUUCCUGUGACAGUCGGCUGGAGACGGACGAAAAAGAUGGCGAGAAUGAGGCGACUGAUGCUGCUAAGGGCCCAGAUGAAUCGGGGCAUGACUCCUCUGUUGAAGACAACAGUGCAUCAUUGGACCAUGAAUGCAAUAAGUUCGCUGACCCAAGAGCGAAAGAGGACCAAGAGAAAGAAGAACUUAUCAAAACACCUGUAGGUUUGUUUUGCAGUGGAUUCUUAAGUGUUUUGAGCAGUAUGAUGGAUGAAAGUUCUUCAACACCUUCAAGCCGCGAUGAUGAAGACAAUGCCAUCUUUGAAAAGGAGGAUUCAAGAAGCACUGAUGCAGAUCUACUGGAGCAGCCACAAAUGCAGGACAUAUCUGCAGACCACAGUACCGACUCGGAGCAACAGCUAGGGAUAGAUGUCAAAGAAGAAGAUGAAGAGACUGAGGGAGGAAAAAGCCUGGAUGAGUCUCAGUCUAGUUCUGCUGAAAAAGGCCGCCUUAGCCUAGAAACACACGGCCCUGACGACAUUCAGAUGCCUUCAGUGAGUUCUUCAGGAGCUGAAAAAGACAAACAAGUACAGGAGGCUCCCAAAACACUUAUGGACAACAACACGAAGCACACAGCCAAAAUAGCACUGGAGUGGCUUCACGACAACUCAAUGAAUGUCCUAGAGCGGGUCAGCCAGAGAUCAGCCUUGAAUCUGAUUCAACAUCUCUGGCGAGAUCUGAAAAUUGCAGUUUACUGACGCUCCCUUUUCAACCUGAUGGACGUUGAGAGGUGCUGUAAAGAGAAGUGGACGACACUACCAC
This is a messenger RNA of Hippocampus zosterae (dwarf seahorse), 1842 nucleotides long. Its product is annotated as centrosomal protein of 164 kDa-like. The record is from RefSeq and is a predicted model, not a curated record. NCBI's taxonomy places the organism in Eukaryota, Metazoa, Chordata, Actinopteri, Syngnathiformes, Syngnathidae. The coding region runs from base 462 to 1778 and encodes 438 amino acids. Gene Ontology annotation, molecular function: protein binding; nucleic acid binding. The transcript has 12 exons.